AUUCCUCCAGUUGCGGCUCCAGAGGUAACUGCUCCUCUAGAGGCUCCACAAGUGACUACUUCUCUUGCUCCACGUACAUUUGAUUCUCCACUAGGGAUUUCUACAAGGGCUGCCUCUGAGAUGAUAUCCAUGCCAGAUGACAUUCAGAUCAUAAGGCACCGACUUGGGAGAUUUGUGCCACCUAUGGAGAUCACUCAGGUUGGUGCUCGGNUAUCCUGA
Molecule: messenger RNA, 219 nt
Organism: Ilex paraguariensis (yerba mate)
Lineage: Eukaryota; Viridiplantae; Streptophyta; Magnoliopsida; Aquifoliales; Aquifoliaceae
Source: the annotation of a GenBank genome assembly